Dermatophagoides farinae (American house dust mite) is the source of this 3406-nucleotide messenger RNA. Lineage: Eukaryota; Metazoa; Arthropoda; Arachnida; Sarcoptiformes; Pyroglyphidae. The record is from RefSeq and is a predicted model, not a curated record.
UCAUCAAUUUCAUAAUUUGAAGACAACGACAAAAAUUUCGAUCUCAUUUUUUUUUCUCACUACUUUUUUUUAUACGUGUGUGUUUUUCAAGUCUUUCAAUUCGCUAGAAAUUUUUUUUAAUUGAUUCUGAUUUGACAACAACAACAACAACAACAACAGCGACGACGACAACGAUUUUUUUUCUAUUGGAUUCACGAAUGAUUCGUCAUAAAGAAGCUAUAUUUAAUUUAUAAUCAAUUAACAAAAUACGACUAAUUUAAAAAAUGGCAUUAACAAAUUCAUCAGCAGUUGAUGUCGAAAAUUUGACAUUCGCUUAUAAACGUCAUGGAUUGAAUUUAGAAUCAAUUAAUAUGCAUGUACCACGUGGUACAAUAUAUGGUCUAUUAGGUCCAUCCGGUUGUGGUAAAACAACAUUAUUACGUUGUAUUGUUGGCCGUUUGAAACCACGUUGUGGUAAUGUAACAGUUUUUGGCUAUCGACCAGGCACAAAAGAAUGUGGUAUACCUGGACCAAAUAUUGGCUAUAUGCCACAAGAAUUAUCAUUAAUAUCACAAUUUACCGUAAGAGAAACACUCGAGUAUUAUGCCGGUUUCGCUAAACAAACAUCACAUAUGCAAUCAUUAGAAUCACGUAUUGAAUUUUUAUUAAAAUUAUUGGAUAUAAGUGAUUUUGAACAUUGUUAUACGGAUCGUUUAUCCGGUGGUCAACAGCGUCGUGUUUCAUUAGCUGUUGCAAUGAUUAAUGAGCCACCAUUAUUGAUAUUGGAUGAACCAACCGUAGGUGUUGAUCCUAUUGUACGUGAAUCUAUCUGGUCAUAUCUAGUGGAUCAAAGUAAAAAUGGCCUUACGGUCAUAGUAACCACACAUUAUAUUGAAGAAGCCGGAUCGGCCGAUAAAGUUGGCUUCAUGCGACAAGGUCGUAUAUUGGCCGAAGGAAAUCCAAAUUAUCUAAUGUUACAGCAUAAUGUAGUAUCGAUGGAACGUUUAUUUUUAAAAUUAUCUCAACAGGAUGAUUUUCGUCAUCAUUCAAAUAGUACAAGCCAAUUAGAAAAUGAAUCUCCAUAUCCAAAAGAUAUUUUAUUGCAACUGGAUCCUCAAAAGAAUCAUAAAAUUCUUAAUAUGAAUAAUCAUCAUAUCCAUCAUAAUAAUUAUGUCAUGGAAAAUGGUGGAACAUCGCCACAAGCCGUUGCUAUUGCGGCUACAAUUGAACCAACAAAUCAAUCGGUAAUGUUCACCUCUAAUGGUGGUAGUGGUGGUGGUAAUUCAAUGAUGGCAUUUGUUGGUGGUAAACCUAAACCAAAUUUACUUUCACAUUUGGUGGCCACACCACCGUCGACAAAUACGGCCAAACAUGUUAUUGUGCAUGAACAAUAUAAACAAUUGGAUCCUGAUUCUUUGAUCGAAUCAAAUACGACAACGAAGACAGGAAAUAAUUGUAGAUUAAACAAUAAUGAUUAUAAUAAUAUUCAUCAUAUGGAUGCAUCAUCCGAUUCACCAUUGUUUAACAAUAAUUCAUCAUCUUCAUCUUCGUCAUCAUCAUCGUCGUCGUCGUCGACAAGAUCAAAAAAAUCCACCCAUUCAUCUUCUGGUCGUAAUAAUAAUAGUAAUAACAGUAAAGUUCGUACAUAUUCUGUACAUGGACAAAAUCGUUCAGUAAAUUCUAUGCAAAAAGUUGGUGUUCUAUGUCGUAAACAUCGUAUACGUUUGUUUCGACGUGUACCAGAAUUGGUUAUCACCAUGUUAUUGCCUGCAUUAGAAGUGGCCCUGUUCUGUCUAUGUAUGGGUCGUGAUCCGACAUCAGUACAGAUGGCUGUUUGUAACCAAGAAGAUCCUCCAUUUCUUAGUCUUAUGUUUCUCAAGUCAAUUGAUUCGGAUUUCAUUUCAUUGAAAUAUUAUCGAACACCAGAAGAAGCUAUCGAUUCCGUACGGAAUGCUGAUACAUAUUCGGCUAUAGUUCUGGGGAAGAAUUUUUCACGUGUUCUUAAUCAUUUUGGCCGAAUGGGUGGUGGUGGUAUACCAGGAGGGUUAGGACGGCAACCGUUUCCUCCAAUUAUUGCUCAACAGCAACAAUUUGUAACACAAACAACGACGACAACAACAUCGACAUCGAUUGCACCACCUAUAUUGAGUUAUACACAGCCAAAUGGUAAAAUGGUAACCAAUACAAAUGAACCAGUACCACCAUUGAUGACACCUUAUAUUGCACCAUCACAACCAACGCAAUCAAUGCUAAAAACGCCAUCGAUGUUGAUUGACGAUGAUGAUGAUAAUGAUAGUUCCGGAUCACGACGUUUUAAACGUAGCAUAUCUGAUCUGCUAACAACAACAGCAGUAACUACAUCUACCGAUCGUUCUAUUAUCACCAGUUCGGAUGAUGAUGAUUCAAUCAUUCGAAUCUAUUAUGAUGGAUCGAAUGCAUUACAUGUUAACAUAAUUCGCCGUGAAGUGUUUAGUGCAUUGUUUAAAUUUGUUGAAAAUGCCGGACAAAUUUUUGGUGGUCAAAUGAGUUCAUUGAAAUUGCCAAUCAAAUUUGAAAAACCAAUCUAUGGUGGUGAAAAAACCGAUAUGGUUGAAUUUGUUGGUCCUGGUCUGAUGGUUUUCAUUGUAUUCUUUGCCACAAUGUCUAUCACAUCGAUGGCUUUUCUUUCGGAGCGCCGUGAAGGAACAUUGGAACGUUCAAUGAUCGUUGGAAUGACGCCAACCGAAUUCAUUAUUGCACAAAUUAUCAAUAUAACAUUCCUAUUGAUCGUACAGAUUAUAUUGACCGUUGUUAUGGGUUUCUGGAUAUUUGAUUUUCCAAUGAAAGGUUCAUAUGUUUUAGCUGUUGCUAUGAUGUUUCUACAAGGUCUUUGUGGAAUGACAUUUGGCCUAAUGUUAUCCGCUAUUUGUACGAGCGAAAUGACAGCAUUAGCAUUAGGAGCCGGAUCUCAGCUAAUGUUUUGUUUUAUUACCGGUAUUUUCUGGCCAGUCGAAACAAUGAUCGCUUUACUCCGUUAUAUAUCUUAUGCAAUGCCACAAACAAAACCGAUGGAAUCAUUUCGUCAUAUAUUAAUACGUGGUUUUGAUCUUUCUAAACCGGCCGUAUUGAAUGGUUAUCUAAUAACAAUGGCAUGGAUUGCCUUUUUUCUCAUAUUAGCCAUCGUUAUUUUUCGUGUUCGAUAACCAAAAUUAUUUUAUUGCUUCAUUGUUAAUCAUUUACCGAUCUUGCCACUCAUUAUUAUAUCAUGAUGAUGAUAAUUUUCAAAAUGUGCCCGACCAUUUUUUUUCUCUCUCUCCCUCUUUUGAUGUGACCACUAUGAUCGACAAACACAGACACCUACAUUGUGGAGCUUUUUUAUCUUUUUCUUUCUUUAUUUUUAUUUCUUUUCCUGCUAUUGUUUGUUUGAUUGAUGACAAAAAAUCAACAA